AUGAAUGCAGAAGUUGAUGGUAUAAUUGAAAUAGAUCGAAAUCUUCAAAUUGCAACAACCGCAACCACUUCGGAUGUAACUCAACUGGAAUUGGAAUUGCAAAAAGCGCCAGCAAUUGAAGAUGUUAUCCAAGAGAACAAAUUGGUAGCAAUGGAUGCUAUCGAAGAAACAGAGAUGAUUUAUAAUUCUGAUUUGAGGUAUGCAUCUAAUCAAAUUGUUAGUACUGAUAAAUUGGUAGAUGUGAUAAGCAUGGAAGCCACACAUGAAAAUUUGGUAGCAACAAAAGCUGAACAACGAAAUACAACAGCAAAUUAUCAAACUGUUGUGCGUGAAGCAUCAGUUAAUAAAACUGUCAAGGAAAAGGAUGUAGCAGCAAUUCAAAUGAUACUUCAAGCAACUCAAGCAGAAUCAAUUGAUAAUUUCAACUUCUUCGACCAUCAGGAAGAGUUAUCCGGAAUAGAAGUUAUCCUUAGCAUUCCAGAAUUUGAAGUAACAGCACGGAAUUUCGUGUUUUCGGAAGAAAACCAUGAACAACUAUUGCACAAGUUAGAGGAAAGAAUGGAACACAUAGCAAUAAUCGAAAUUCCUAACGUGGAAACUACAACAGGUAGUGCUGUAGAAUAUAAUAAAGAAGUAACGAGUUUAAGUGGUCUAUUUGAACGAAUUACUGCUCAAGAAUCGGCUGAACAAUGCACGAAAAUUAUUACUGAUCAGGUUGGACUUCAGAUUAAAGUAGAUAUACGGUAUGCUUCAAGUGAAAAUAUUACGCAGGAUAUUGUUUUACAUAAUCAAAUGGAGCAAUGGACUGAUACAACGAUUAUUCCAGAAGUGAUAACUAUUCAGGAGUAUAUGGAUUUGCAGCCAACUGCUGAAAGUUUCAUUGUACAGCAGUCUGUUUUGGAAAGGAUUCGGGAUAAUUCUUUGGAAAUAUCAACAAGUAUCAGAAGCAGUAGAACAAAGAAAGCAUAUGCUAGGUAUCCGGAAACUGGACAUGAGGAAGAAGCAUUAGUUACUGGAUGGAGUAAAGUUCUAAGAAAGGCAACAACGGAAAAAAUGAUACCAACUGGACAAGCACAAACGGAAAAGCUAUCUACUGUAGCGACAAUAGAAGAAAAUGUUGAAUUUUCGAGGAUAAUUGAAAAGAUGGAACCUUUCGAUAGCAUUGAGCUAAACUAUUGUUUACAAGAAAUUGCUAAUGAUGAGAAGCAACUAAUGGUAGCUUCUGAAACCGGCGAACAUUCUUUGCUCAAGGAAUCUUCCAAGGAAGUAUGUAACAGUGUGAUACCUGACCUGGAAAUCAUUCAAACUCAAGCACAUCUUAUUGAAUAUGGCGCUGCGCAAAUAGCAUUAGCAGGUUCGUUUGCAAGAUUAGAACAUCAGGAAAUGGUGGAGAAUGUAGAGAUACAAAUUGCUGCAUCAAUGAAACUUCAAAGUUAUUUCGAUAUGCAUUGUGCUGCUUCAGAAUCUGUCUCAUUGCAAAUACAGCUAGAACGCAACUGUAAUAACAAAUUGGAUGAAAGUAUUGUUAGUAUUGUACAAAAACCGAUUGUAAAAUUCACGAUGAAUUUGAAAGAAAUAUGUGAAGAAGUAAACAACCUGGUAGGUAUAUUCGAGACACCGGUUGAGCAUGUAUCAAACGUUGAACACGUUUUUCCGGAUGAGAUAUGCAAAGCAGCUUCGUUAUGCAUUUAUGAAUUCGGUAACGAAUGCCAGCAAUAUAUGAUGCAUUGGGAUAUGAUACAGAAUGCAUUAUCAGCUGAAGUGUAUGUUGCAGUUGCAGAUGUAAGUGAUAUAGCUUGCACCAUUGAUGCAGUAAAGCAAGAAGAUGUGCAAGUUAUUGAGCAAAUUAAACAUCCAGAAUCGUUGGGAUUUACAGAUAAAACAAUUUCUCUCAAAAUUCAUGCAUCUGAAACUGGUGACUGGAAGAUUGUUGAAGGAAAUGCUGAAGCUAUAUUUCAACGAUUUGAUGAACAAAUUGCUAGGCAAGCAAUAAAUAUUAGCAUUGGAUAUUCCGAAAAGCAAACCGGAACUUUCCAAGAAUAUGGUUCUGCCUUAACGGAAACUAUUAUCCAUUUUGCAAGGAUUUUGAGGACAAAAGUUGAAAAUUAUGAAGUGAGAAUAUUAAAUAGCAUUAGCCGGCAUUGGAAAGAAUGUCUAAAUUUAGAAGCUAGCAAAGAAUGUAUCGAAAAUUUGGAGAAAUCGUUAGUAAAAGUUGAAUCGAUCGAAAUGAUUAACCGUAUCCGGCAUGAAGUGAAUCAUGAAACAGUUGCCGUUAAUCUUAUUACAAGUUCAGAAAUUGAUGAGACUUAUGUAAGCACAUUUGAUAAACAAUCACAAUGCCAAUCAUCAAAUAUUAUCAUAAAUGAUCAUAAUCAGGAAUCGAUUAUCAGUGAGCAAUAUGUUGCACAAAAUGAGAUUGCAAAAUUACUUGAUACAACAUGGAGUGUUAUUGUGAACGAUUUUGAUACUGCUAUUAAUAUCAGUGAAUCUAACCGUGCGCAAAUAACGCUUAAUACUGCAGCUAGUAAAGAAGUACAAUUGGAAAGUAAAAAUACGCUAUGUAUGCAAACAUCUGAUGAGAAUGCUUCUGCACGUUUUCCCACAAUUACCGCUAUUUCAGGCGGUGAAAGACAAUUUAAAAUAGAAUCUAAAAUAAAUGAAAGCGUACUAAUACGUCAACAAGAAGAAUUAUUUGCUGAAAGUGUACAAAAAGCAAUAAUUCGUGCUGAAAAUUUAGCAGAAUCUAUUGCAGAAACUUCUGAAGUACAUUCAGAUGCUGGAAUUAUGUUAAUGCGCCGUUCCGCAACCAGAACAACUGGAGCUGCUUCACAUGUUAUUGGCAUUGCUUUAACAUUGUCACAACAAUUGAAAACGCAAUAUGCUCAAGAGAUUAGCAAAGAAGCAAGCGUGGAAUUCUCUAUUCCGGCAUCGAACUUGGAAAUAGAAGAUAAUAUCCGUCAGUGUGUUGUCAAUCGAGAUACUGUAAGUCUAAAAACUGAAUAUGCGAGGGCAAGAGCACUGCAGGAAACUGUUGAAUUAACAAAAUCACGUAAAAUAUUAGCUGAAACAGAAAGUAUUUUGAAAGGAGCGCAUAUGGAUGUUGUGCAUGAAAAGUUGAAAGAAGCAGAUUCAGAAGGUUUUGAAAUUUUGUCACAAUGGACAACUGUUGAUCGAGAUUUGGAAGCAGAAGUAAGAUUGCAACACAAACAUAACAUUGUUAGUAAAUUCUCAACAAUUGCAACUAUCGAAGAAGAAAUUUCAAUUGAUGAGAAGUGGAUAGCAACGGAAUGUAACUUGGAGACAUGUGCAAUUAGACGGAUCAUUGCAAUCGAGAACUGUCAACGCAGUUUCCAAAUUGAAUUUGAUGAAUUGAGGAUACGACUGGAAAAUUAUGAAAAAGAAGGAAAUUAUCAAAUAAUUUGGUGUGAUAAGAAUUACGAUAUAUUACACGUAUCCAUGCGUGAAUCAAUUGUGGAAAAAUUAAACGCAAUGAUUAAUCUUCAUCGCGUAUCAAAUGUUUUACCGAAGCAAACAACAAAUGAAUAUAUUUGGAAUGAUAAACAAUUGAUCGUUGCUCUUCCAUUAUAUGUCAAAUGUGAUGAUAUCAUGACAGAUUAUACAACGAUCGAUAUUUGUAUCGAACAGAAAGUACCACGAGAAUAUCUUGAAACUGUUAAAAUUUCGGCAAAUUGGAUGGAAAUGGAAAUUUUUGAAUGUGAACAAGCUGGAGAUGAAAAAUUCCGCAUGAUUGUAGAAUUGGAAGGAAAACGAUUGGCUCCAUUUGGAGUAGAAAUGAUAUGGCCUGAAGCUCGAAAAGAUGGUGGUAUCAUUGUUAAUAUGGAAGAAUAUCUGAUUGAUGAGAUGACAAUAUAUGCCCAAAUAGAAUCUAAACAAGUAACAUUUGCGGAAUCCAACACGACAAUUAGCAUUAGUCAGGAGUAUGAACCACAAAUGCUAAUAACUAAUACAACAAAAGAAGAAAUUAUUGAUGGAUACGAUGAAUUUAGUAUAGUAUCGGAGGAUAAAGCUAUUACCUAUGUAAUAAUUACCGGUAACAAAGGUGAAUGUUUAUCGAUAUGGUUACAAGAAAGCAAACAAAACUUUAUUACUAUCGGAUUUCAAUAUAGUGAAGAAGAUCAAACAUAUGAAUUGGAGGGUUAUUUUGUUGAGAAACGUUUCGGUGGUAAUUAUCAAUUAGUAACAAAAGCGCCACAAAUCGAAGAUCGUAUUACUAGCAUGGAAAUGUUGCGCCAAAUUGAAAAUGAAGCAAUUGAUGAAGUCUUAAAAGAGAAUGUUAAAAAAUUCGCAAUGAUGGAAGUAUUAGCGCCAAUAUCUAAAGUAACAUUUGUUAAUAUUAACUUGGAAAAAACGCCACAAAUGCAAUUUGCAUCAAUGCAACAACAUUGCGCACGAAAAGCGGAAUCGAUUAGAAGUUAUUUUCCGGAAAUUGUUGAAAUUAUGCAUACUGUAUAUGCAGAAUUCAAGAAAAAAGAAACUUCAUGGAAGUUUUUGGUCAAUUGGAAAGUUUCAAAUUAUGGCGGACAUUUGACAUUAAAUACAGAAUCUGCUGAAGAAACAAUCUUGGACCGUCAAAUUGAUUAUCACAAAAAUGAAGCAUUUGAGAAUACAAUAAAAAUUUUAAAACAAGUGAUAACAAUAACAGUACCAGUAUUAUCAGUACAACAAAUUAUUACGGUAAUGGAAGAAAUUAGUAUGGAUUUUGUAAAACCAUCACUUAUGGAUCAUACUCAUUUACUCCUUAAACAAGCUAAUCGAGGUAUCAAUAUUGAAGUAAAGUUAAAUGAAACAACGGAUAUAACAGAAUCAAGCUAUCUACAGUUUGCGAAAGAAGUUGAAUCGAUAGGGUUAGAAAAGAUGAUAAAAGAAGCUCGAUUUGGUGGAAAAUUAAAUCUUACUACGAAUGCUUCGGAAGAAUACGAAUUGAAUGUGACGCGAGAGCUUACAAGUGACACUAUUCGGAUCGCUCACUGUAAUCAAUUGAGAGUUGAUAAAAAUUACAAUCGUGAUGCUUAUUGUAAAGUGAUUGCUGCAAAGUCAGAAUCUGUUGAUAUGCACAUAAACUUACAGAAUCCGGAAAGUACAGAUGAUGCUAAAUGGACUGUGCGUCAAAAGUUACAACUGAGGGAUAUUUUAACGAUACACGAGAGUGAAGCAAUUAUGUUAACUAUUAAUUUAAAUUAUAUCAAACAAAGAGUAAAGGAAUUUUCAGAGAAGACGAUAGAAUUGCCACGAAAUGCUGAACCAUGCAUCCUGAUAACAUCUGCUACAACAGAUGUGGAAAAAUUCAUACAAUGGAUUCUAGAGAAACGACGUGAUACUAUUUUAGGUUCUUCAACAAAUAUUCUAGCUAAAAAUAUUGUUAAACUUCUUCCAUUCAAUACGAUCCAAUCGAAAUUUAUUGAAACUACCAUUUAUCCAAAUCUUGAACGCAUUGCUAAAAUGCUGGAAGUAUGCAAAACUUUGAUAGCACCUAAUCGUGGUUACAGUAUGGAAUGGAAAUUGCAUGAAAUACGUGAAGAAAAUGAAUACUCCAAUUAUCAUUUCAAACAGGAGAAUCUGAUGGAACAAAUUGGAAAGAUUCUACCUCAAGCAUGCUAUGGUGGACAUCCAAUCUUGAAUGCUUCUGCCAUGAAAGAAUGCAUAAUUGAUGUGAUACUUCGAUUGGAAUCAAAAUUACCAACCAGAGCUGAAAUAUAUUUUUCAACUAACAUAUCAAAUAAAAGCAUUCCUGUUGUAUUUUCGGCAAAGUCAACAGUUUCAGUCGAAAGUAAUGAAGUGAUUAAUUUGGAACGAAAAUCUGAAAUCAAAAAUGUAGCAAUUAUUCGAAAAAUAGCAAAUAUCGAAAUGGCGCAAAUUGUUGCAAUGGAAAGUAGCUUCGAAACAGAAAAUAUUAUCAUAAACUAUGAUCAUAAGGAAGAAUAUGCAGAAAUUCCGAUGAUAACAUAUAUUGCACUUUAUGGAGGACAUCAAAAACUUCAAACUUUAGCAGCAAGCGCAAUUGUUGCUGAUAUCUAUGAAGAGUUUAUGUCUAAGCAUGUGAUAAUUGCGGAAGCAUGCUUGCAUCAAAUGAUUGCAAAUGUUGCAAUUCCAUGCAAAUUGUCAAUGCAAUCAAGCAAAUUUGAAGAAUGUAAUCAAGAAUAUCAUUUGCAAAAGAAGCGGAUCUCUGAGAAUGACGUUGCACUAGCAUUACGUGUCGCCAACAAUGCACUUGUCAAAUUUAGCACGACAGAAAGUACUAAUGAAAUUGAAACAAUCAAUACACAUUGGGAACGUAAUGAAAUGUAUGGCGAAGCUCGACUAUGUAUUGAUGACAAACGUUUUGGUGGAAGUUUACGACUAUCAACUUAUUUUGCUCAAGAAUCUUCAAUCUUAUUCACAGCUGAUUUAACAGCUUCACGUUCCAAUUUGGAAAGAGUUAUUUUCACGAUACCUACUGUACGUUAUAACAUGGAAAAGCCUAUACUUGCAACAUCAUCUAGUACUGAAAUGUAUGCUGAAAUUAGUUGUCAUUUGAAUCGUCCAUCUAUUGGUCAGCAAUCAAUGAUCACCAUUCACAUCGCUAAUCAGAUUGAAGCAAUAAUUAUUCAACUAACCGAAAGUACUAUCAUUUCUGAAACCACUAAUAUACAAUAUCAGCGAGCAAAUGCAGUUGUUGAUGCAUUUUCAGAAGUCUUUCCGGAAGUACGUUUUGGUGGAUCAUUGAUUCUGAAUACUUUGGCUACUACAGAAGCACUGAUCGGUAUACAAUCUUUGCAUAGUCCUCAAGGUCCGAAACAACUUGAAGUGCAAAUGAUUUUUAUGCAAAAAAAUCAUGCAAAUGAAGUGUGUCGUAUAUUGGCAACUACAGAACAAAUAAUUACUGCUAGCGUACAAUUCCAAAAACCAAACGAUUCCUUCAGCACUCAGAUCACAAAAUGUGCAUCACAUAGAGGUGACAAUCAAUGUUUGAAGUUGACGGAACCAUCCGAAAUCAAUCAAUUUAAUAAUUUUUCGUGGAAAAAUUCUACCGAAAUCAAUGCUGGACAGGUCAUUAUUUUGAAAGAAAUACGUUUUGGUGGUCAUUUGAAAUUCACUACUGGAUAUGCUAGUGAAAAAGCCGUUACGAUUACGGAUACAUUAAAGCAAACUUCAGCUGAGUUAGUUUCUACAAUAUCAAGGAAAAUCGCAAAUCAAGGUGAAUCAAUAAGUAUAGACUGUUUAGCUUCACAAGAAAAUCAUCUCUUUAUUAAUCUGGAAUUACAAUCCAACAAAUUGUCACAACUGGAGAUUUCCGUAAACCGGAAGACAGCAAAUCGUGAAGUGCCACAACAGUUGAUUACGAAUGAAUUCAGUGAAUUGAUGCAAACAACUAAUGUUACAUUGCAAAAAGCUUUAGAUUAUAAAUUGGAGCAAAUUGCUUGGAAAGCAAAAAAUAAGGGCGGAAUAAUGGAAUUGCAAUGUAUUGAUUCAAGAGAUUAUCUAGAAUCUCAGUUAUCAUUGAAACAACAUAUUGCGUUAAUGCUAAUAAUCGAUGAAAUACGCUUCGGAGAACAUUCAUCAAUGAAUAUGAUAGCAACCAAAGAAACAAUCUUCAAUUUUGAUGUAUCAUUUGAAAAGCAAGAUAUUUCAAGCAUGCAAAGCUAUACCUUUAAAGCAAUGAAUAGCACAUUACCGGAAAUAUUGGAAACAACGGAAAGUAUGGAAACAGGAAUAGAAAUUGAAAAAGUAGAAGUGUGGAAGCGUGUUAGUGAAAUGCAUGCAGAAUGUGCAAUGAAAUUACCUAGACAGUGUUUACCUGUAUCUUUGCAAACAGAUUCCGCUGAAGAAACGUUUAUACGGCAUGAAGCGGAAAUGCAUGUUAACGUGCAACGUAUCGAUGGUGCAGUAGAAAUUGCAAAAUCAGCAAGUAUAAUGGAACGUGAAGCAUUAACCUGCACAGAAUCUCUUGACGUGACAUUACGACAUAAAGCUCUAGAUGAGGAGGAUGAAGAAAAAGUGGAAAAACGGGUAAGUUUUGCGGCUGAAGUAACCGAGAAAACAAUGUCAAUGGAUAUGAGUGUAACAGUGGAACAACGACAGACACCAUUAAUUAUUAAAAAACCGAUGAAAAAAGAACAACAUGGUCGACGACCAAUAUUACGACAAAAUGAAGCUCCAAACUUUAUACCAGUACGUCGUAAUAGCUUGUUGUUAGCAAUGGAACUUGGUGAUGCGCAUAAUAUACCACAUUAUAAAACGUUGGAAGAUGUCAUCAGGGGUAUUAAAAAAGCUGGUUUAGAAUAUUCAAAUCUAAUAUUUGGAAUUGAUUAUACACGAUCAAAUAAAUAUCAAGGUGAGAGAACAUUUGAUGGGCGAAAUUUACAUGCUCUUUGUUCAGAUGAAAUGAAUCCUUAUCAACAGGUAAUCGAAAUUGUCGGAAAGACAUUAUCAUCGUUUGAUGCUGAUGGUGUGAUACCAACCUAUGGAUUUGGUGAUGAGGAAUCAAGUAGUUAUGGUAUUUUCAAUUUAAUUGAUAGGAAUGAUAUGAAUGCUGAAUGCAAUGGAUUUGAAGAAGUUCUAAGGAUAUACAAUGAAAAAACACCAUCUAUUCAAAUGUCUGGUCCAACAAAUUUUGUACCGCUUAUCGAACAGGCAGUAUCAAUUGUCCGUGAGAAGCACUCAUAUCAUAUCUUGGUGAUUGUUGCUGAUGGACAAGUAACGAAUGAAAAGAUCAAUCAGAAGGCUAUUGCCGCAGCGUCACGUUAUCCAUUAUCAAUUAUUAUGGUUGGUGUUGGUGAUGGACCGUGGAACAUGAUGACCAGAUUCGAUGAAACAUUACCAAAACGAAUGUUCGAUAAUUUCCAUUUUGUUGAUUUCCAUAAAGUGAUGUUCAAUGCUCCAAAUCAGGAAGCAUCAUUUGCACUUAAUGCUCUCAUGGAAAUACCCGAUCAGUAUAAAGCAAUUAAAGAACUUGGCUUAUUAAAGCAAUCACGGCGUGGCUAGAUGAAAAGCAGCGACAGCAAUAAGAAGUUUGUUUUCACUCACUGGAAUAGAUGGAAGAUGAAAUUUUACGAAUUUCAACGAAAGUA
Messenger RNA from Loa loa (African eye worm), 9068 nucleotides. RefSeq lists its product as hypothetical. Bases 1 to 8982 code for a protein of 2993 amino acids. The record is from RefSeq and is a predicted model, not a curated record. NCBI's taxonomy places the organism in Eukaryota, Metazoa, Nematoda, Chromadorea, Rhabditida, Onchocercidae. The transcript is spliced from 9 exons.